AUUGUUUUCAUUCAAAGUUGUACUCCUUCUUCUGUAAGGCAUUUAACAAUGGUUCUAACAUUUGCUCGAACGAGUGUGUAUCGAAAUAGUCUGCCAAUCAAACACCUGGCGGCAGUAAAGUUCUUCUGCAGCACAACGCAAGUUUUUCAGGAGGUCAAUUUGUGAUCCAUGCGAUAUCCUUCUCGAUCAUCAACCGCAGGACAAAGCGUGGUGUCGGAGCGCAGGGGGCCUGUGCUUAGUGUGGCCAUCAACCGUCCUGAGGUGCGCAAUGCGGUGAACCAGGAGACAGCGAGGCAUCUGCUGAGGGAGCUGGAGGCCUUUGAGCGUGAGCCGGCCCUAAGUGUGGCUGUUUUGCAUGGCAUAGGAGGACAUUUCUGCGCUGGGUAUGAUCUGAAAGAACUGGCCAAUGGCACGGCCUCGCUCAAAUUGGAGCAAGAUGUCACCAAAGGUCCCGGGCCAAUGGGUCCCUCCCGUUUACAGUUGUCCAAGCCCCUCAUAGCAGCGGUCAGUGGAUUUGCCGUGGCUGGGGGACUGGAACUGGCUCUGCUAGCCGACCUACGAGUGGUGGAGGAAAGUGCCGUCAUGGGGGUCUUUUGCCGCAGGUUUGGAGUUCCACUCAUUGAUGGCGGCACCGUGAGACUCCCGCGGCUCAUCGGUCUGUCCAGAGCUCUGGACCUGAUUCUGACCGGGCGGCCCGUCGGAGCACAGGAAGCUCUCGCGUAUGGACUGGCCAACAGGGUUGUCCCGGACGGCCAAGGAUUGCAGGCGGCCCUGCAGUUAGCCAAGCAGAUCAGCUCCUUCCCGCAAGAGUGCACGAGGGCCGAUCGCUCCUCGGCCAUCUACAGCUGCUACGACGCGGCCUCCGUCACACAGGCGAUGCAGUAUGAGAUUGAUCACGGAGCACCAGUCAUCUUGUCAGAAGCGGUUGCUGGGGCAACGCAAUUUACUACUGGAACUGGGAGAGGAGGAAACUUUUCUUAAGGUGCCCAAGAUAUUGCUUUUCUCACAGAGUUUCAUGACUUGCCAAAUAAGCUAGAUGAGAGAUUCAAAGAAGUAAAAAAGGUUAAGGACCGAUAAAAGUAGUUUUCAUACAAAUAAAUGUAUCCUGAAUGUUGGUUUAUGACUUGAAAUAUAUCUUUUCAAAGCAC
This is a messenger RNA of Syngnathus typhle (broad-nosed pipefish), 1148 nucleotides long. RefSeq lists its product as uncharacterized. Gene Ontology annotation, molecular function: catalytic activity. Bases 169 to 981 code for a protein of 270 amino acids. The transcript is spliced from 7 exons. The record is from RefSeq and is a predicted model, not a curated record. Lineage: Eukaryota; Metazoa; Chordata; Actinopteri; Syngnathiformes; Syngnathidae.